This is a messenger RNA of Epinephelus fuscoguttatus (brown-marbled grouper), 2956 nucleotides long. RefSeq names its product tumor necrosis factor, alpha-induced protein 8-like 2b (gene tnfaip8l2b). Bases 415 to 975 code for a protein of 186 amino acids. Lineage: Eukaryota; Metazoa; Chordata; Actinopteri; Perciformes; Serranidae. The record is from RefSeq and is a predicted model, not a curated record. Gene Ontology annotation, cellular component: cytoplasm. The transcript is spliced from 3 exons. Gene Ontology annotation, biological process: regulation of apoptotic process.
GCAAUCCAGAGACCAGCAGGCACAGAGACACACAGGACAGAGAGAGCGCCAAGGUGUGAUGAGCCAGGACAGACAGAGAGACAGAGACAGAGACAGAGACACAGAGGAGAGUUUGAACUUCAGAGAACACAGCAGAGACAGAGAGAGGAAGAGAGAAACACACACACACUCACUGAGGGGUGUGUCAGAGCAAUUUAGUUCCUCAAGGAAGUACAACUCAACAUUAUCUUAAGACAGGGCGGCAGCAGUGACAGAGGCGCUGCAGGAGGGCUCUUUCUUCAGGUUCUGCUCGUGCUCGUGCUGAAGAUGAAGGGAUCUCAUUAAACCAAGCGUCCGGAGCUGUCAACCUGAGACACAGAGCAGAGGGACACACAGAGCAGGAGGGAGGGGGACUCAGCACACACACAGGCAACCAUGGACGUCUUCAGCUCCAAGGACAUGGCCAUGAAGGUGCAGAAGAAGAUCCUCAGCUCCAUGGCCAGCAAGAGCUCGGUCCAGAUGUUCAUCGACGACACCACCAGCGAGAUCCUGGACGAACUGUACCGCGUCUCCAAAGAGUACUCGGGUAAUAAAGGUGAAGCCCAGAAGGUGAUCAAAGACCUGGUCAAGAUCGCCGUCAAGAUCGGCGUGUUGUUCAGGAACAACCGUUUUAGCACAGAGGAGCUGGGAGUGGCCACGGAUUUUAAGAAGAAGCUGCACCAGGGGGCCAUGACAGCGAUCAGCUUCUAUGAGGUGGACUUCACCUUCGAUAAAGCUGUGAUGGCCGAACUUCUGACCAGCUGCAGGGAUCUGCUGCUGAAGCUGGUCAACACCCACCUCACCCCGAAAUCCCACGGCCGCAUCAACCACGUCUUCAACCAUUUCUCCGACCCGGAGCUCCUGACCAAACUGUACGACCCCAGCGGCCCCUUCAGACCCCACCUCACCAAGAUCUGCAAAGGACUGGACAAACUUAUGGAGGACGGGACAAUAUGAGGGACACGACGGCAGGUCGGACAGACGCUGGGAGAUCAACGGGCAGACUCACCACUGAUGGACAAACUUGGUCUCGCUGCUGCUGAGGGCUGGCAGCAGGAGACAAGUGAUCUGAGAACUAAACUGCUGCCCCAUCGUUCUCAAAGAACAUGUGGGAUCUAAAUAAAGUUUCUCGUUCCUCAAGUUUUUCACGUUUAGAGGUGAUAUAUAUAUUUACACACUGUACUACUGUGAUAUAUAUAAUAUAUAUAUAUACACACACACACACCUGCUCACAGAAAGCAAACUUGAAGAUAAACUGGUUUAUACUGUAUCAGCUGUUUCAUUAGAUCAUGAUGUCAUCCACUGUUAAAAUAAUAUCUGAGACCUUGAAAUGUUUCAUUCACAACUACUGAUGUUUUAUAUUGUGUUGACUUCAAACAGCUGGAGAGAACAAAUGUCACUGUAAUACAGCACUGCCCUCUGCUGGUCAACACGAGGCUUCAGAAACUCACUGUGCUCUUUUUAGUGAACCCACUGGACACAACACAGCCAACAAUAAAGCACAUAUGACCACAGAGGACGAUCACUGACACCCACACCAUCUCCUCACAGCCCGAGCUACAAAACAUGUUUAGAAGCAUCAACCAAGCGCUGCUGACGGCACGAAGCCUCAGUGUUAAUCCUGUAAUUCAUGUUUGUCUGAGCUCAGCUGAGGCCGAGAGGACGACACGUGUUCUCUGGUUUUACACGACAAAGACUGAAAAUCAACACACAGCAGACUCAUCCUUAUUCAACAGUCCAGUUUAGUGUUUAACUCAGGGCUCUCACACAUUGUCCUGGACGCAAUUCAAAGCUUUUCCAGGAUUUUCCAGGACCCAUGAUAACAUUUGUUUUUCUUGUCCCACUCGCCCAGCGUUUUUCAAACAGAUUCAGACUCCAUUCAAACAGUUUCAGCUCACUGACAAACAAUUGGAGGCAGAACACAGUGAGGAAAGGAAGAAACAUACGUGAUGACGUGUUAGUGCUACGUUACGUCGACAGCUACAGAAAAUUAAUUUACCAUUACAUUACAUGUAGGGUUAUACACAGAUGACUAACAAUUUUAUUACACACAAAAACUAUUUUUUUUACUGAUUCCAUGACUCUUUAAUUGUCUGGAAAACCUGGAAAAGUUCUGACUUUUCCAGGUUUUCCAGGACCGAUGGAACUCUCUUUACUGCUAAAAUAUUCCUUUCUUUGUGUGAGACAUGACAAAGAGAAAAGUCAGAUCAUCUACUGAGUUGUCUAUCAAGUUGUUUUAAAGUUUUACUCUGCAGGAUUUUCAUUAAAUAAUGGAAGACUAGUCGUGGCUGAGAGGAAGACACGUGUUGUUCUUUGGUUUUAUAUGAUAAAGAAACUCAAAGUCAACAGACUCAGCCUUUUAGACUACAACAGGCUAAUUUUGUCAUUCAGUGUUUAACUCUCACACAUUCUCCUGGACAAAAGUUCAGAAUCUUUCCAGGACUUUUCAAGGACCCAUAACAACUUUUUUUUCUUGCCCCACCUGCCCAGUGUUUUUACAGAUUCAAACUGCAUGCAAACAUAAUUUCAGCUCACUGCUGAACAUAACGUACAUGAUGGUAAACCAAACGUCACACUGACACAUUAGUGCUAUGUUACAUCGACAGCUACAGAAAAUUAAUUUGCCGUUAUGUUACAUUACAUGGAGGGUUAACCACGGGAGAUCUCUGUAACAAUCUUAUUACACACAAAAAUAUUUCAUGACUUUCACAAAACAUUCAGGGAUUUUUACUGAUUCCAGGACUCUUUCAUCGCCUGGAAAACCUGAUGCAGAAUUCUGUGACUUUUUCAGGUUUUUCACAACCAAAGGAUAAUAAGCAAUAAUGUGGAGAAACAUCAGCUCAACUAUGAAGUUAAAGGAAACUGUUUUUAAAAAUUCACUCUGCAGUAUUUUCAUUUCAUUAAAAACAAACCAGUGUAUAGACUCGUACAGAAAUAA